UCGGAUGUUGGAUGGGACUGAUGUAAUCAAUUGAUCAUUGUACCGUGACAACGUUCUGUACAUUAACAUUCAAUAUGCGACGAAAUCUUAAUUGGCAUGAUCAUACGAGACUCUUGCGUGCAUGAUGUGCAAAGAGUUGUAAUAUGCUCGUGGCCUAGGGAACAUACCUGGCUUCACGUGGUCAUAAGCAUCAAUGAUGCGGCAUCGUGAUUCGCAGUGACGCCGUGGCUACGGCCGGUCUGUUCACGCAUGCAUUUCAAAUAUCUCAACUUGACUCGCUUCUAUAUAAUUCUAAUCCUGGCGGCUUCAACUGUAGUGCGCGCUGGCAGUAGGAAGCGGCUAUGGGUUUCCACGCGGCCGGGCUCGCGUUCGGCUCGAACCACGUACAAAAGCUUCGGUUCGCUCAUAAAAUUAACCUAAUGAUCUUUGGUCGUUCUUCCAUCUUUUUAUCUUAUUCUCCCCCAGAAAUUUACGCGUGCAGCCGCCAUGCUGUCCAAGCUGUUGCUGUCAUGUAUAAUUCCAUUCGUUCUAGGUGCACCGACCUUGACUCCGUCUGCUGCAACGCCGUCUGCUUCGGCUGGUAAUGUUAGCACUACGGUAUCUGGUCCAUAUUCACUGGUGACAACCUCAUACAAUUAUUCAUCAACUGCUGCAAGCUCCACGAUAUCUUCUGCUUCCGCCAGUACCUUAGGCGCGUCCACAACCGGUGUUAUCACCGUUCCGCUCUCUAGCUAUUCGUUCACUCCCUAUCCUACACCUACUCUCAGCCCUCUCCCCCCAGUUUACCCUGCAACUGAUCCUUUGAGCCCUCCUUCCGUUAGCAGCGAUCCUCAAGUCGUGCCCGAUUUUGCACCUGCUUGGGCUACUGCCUACCAAAAAGCCAAGAACCUUAUAUCCGAUUAUACCAUCGAGGAAAAAGUCAACAUCACCACGGGUGUCGGUUGGGCGAAUGGGUUGUGCGUUGGCAACAUCCCAUCCAAUAAAAACUUCCCCGGUUUAUGCCUUGAGGACUCGCCUCUCGCUGUUCGUUUUGCCGACUACGCAACUGCGUUCCCAGCCGGCAUUCAGGUAGCGUCCACUUGGAAUCGCCCUCUAAUGCGUGCUCGUGGCCUGGCUUUGGGUCAGGAGUUCAAGGGCAAGGGCGUCAACAUUGCCCUUGGUCCCAUGAUGAAUAUGGGUCGCGUCGCUCAAGGCGGCCGUAACUGGGAGGGCUUCGGUGCAGACCCUUUCCUGACCGGCGAAUCCGCAUAUGAGACAAUUCUGGGCUUGCAAAACGCCGGAGUACAAGCCACCGCCAAGCACUUCAUCAAUAAUGAGCAGGAGCACUUCCGCACAUCAGAAUCUUCAAAUGUUGAUGACCGCACUCAACAUGAGAUUUACGCGCACCCGUUCUUGCGCAGCGUCAUGGCUGGUGUUUCAUCCGUCAUGUGCAGUUACAAUCUCAUCAACGAAACCUACGCAUGCAACAACGACAAGAUGCUUAAUGAUAUCCUGAAGCGGGAGUACGGUUUUCAAGGCUUCGUCCAAUCUGACUGGUCGGCGACGAUGUCGACAUUGUCUGCUGUUGCAGGGCUCGACAUGACUAUGCCCGGCGAUAUCACCUUUGACUCGGGUGAUUCUUACUUCGGUGGCAACCUCACGGACUAUGUGAACGACGGCUACAUCAGCAUGGCUCGCCUGGACGACAUGGCAACGCGUAUCAUCGCUGCUUGGUACUUCCUUCACCAGGACGAGAACUACCCUGUAACGAACUUCAACGCGUUUAAUCCGAACGACGAAGCGACCAACCAGCAUGUGAACGUGCAGGCUGAUCACUAUACUCUUGUGAGGGAGAUUGGCGCAGCUGGAACGGUCCUUUUGAAAAAUGAGAACUGCACGCUGCCAUUGAACAAGCCAAGGAACUUAGUAUUGAUCGGAAGCGAUGCGGGUCCAGGCAAAUCCGGCCCGAACGAGUUUUCAGAUCAAGGUGGAAGCGAUGGGAUUUUGGCCAUGGGCUGGGGAUCUGGGACUGGUAACUUCCCUUACCUUAUCUCGCCUCUAGAGGGUAUCCAGGAACGUGCUCGCCAGGACGGCAGCAGCGUGUUCUGGGACUUUGACGACUGGAACACCGCUCUGGCUGGUAAUAUGGCGUAUGGCGAGGCCGUCGCUCUCGUUUUCACCAACUCCGACUCUGGCGAGGAUUACAUUACUGUCGAUGGCAACCAGGGAGAUCGCAACAACCUCACUGCUUGGCACAAUGGUGACGACCUUAUCCUUGCUGUCGCUGCGCAGAACAACAAUACGAUUGUUGUCAUGAACAGUGUCGGGCCGCUCAUUAUAGAGCCUUGGAUCGAGCACCCUAACAUCACUGCUGUCGUCUGGGCCGGCAUCCAAGGUCAGGAGGCAGGCAAUGCUAUCGCUGACGUGCUUUAUGGCGCAUACAACCCCUCUGGAAGACUUCCGUAUACGAUUGCCAAGGAUAUUGCCGAUUAUCCCGCACAACUCAUCACUGAUGAUUCGGGAAGCGAGAUUGUUACUAUUGAUUACACGGAGGGGUUGUUCAUCGAUUAUCGCCACUUUGAUCAAGCAAACAUCACGCCGCGCUUCGAGUUUGGCUUCGGCUUGAGUUACACCACGUUCACGUACUCUGAGCUUUCCGUGACUCCGAUUCAGUCCUCGGAUACUAAUCAGGCGGAUUUGAUCACUGCUUGGCAGAAUGGGGAGGCUUCGCCCAUCGCUGAAGGGUCCUCUACUGCGCUUUGGCUCCAUGAGCCUGCAUUCCAGGUAACUUUCAAGGUCACGAACACUGGACCUGUAUCUGGAAUGGAGAUUCCUCAGCUUUACAUUCACUUCCCGUCUUCCGCUAGCGAGCCUCCAUCAGUCCUAAAGGGCUUCACAAACGUCGAAAUCUCACCGUCAAGCACAGAACAAGCCUCGAUCACGCUUUCUCGCUAUGACCUGUCUAUCUGGGAUGUCGUCGCUCAGGGGUGGCGCAAGCCUGAUGACCAGAUCUCGUUCUCUAUUGGUGCGAGCAGUAGGGACUUUAGGCUGCAGGGGGAUAUUCCUACUUGAUCGUGCUUUUUGUUCGACACUUGCUGAUUCGAUUCAGUGCUUGUACUUAGUGAUUUUUAUCGUAUUUUGGCGUAACGCUAGUAAUGCAUCAUGGGUCGAACAUAAUAUUGGCAGUAGGAUGUCUUCAAUAUGCAGCAUGCAUCAAAAUAUUCUAUGAGUAGCAUUGCGUUCACGAUGCGCGCACAAAACGAUGUGACAAGUCCAUUGCGCCUAUGCAACAACGUCCUUUUUCUUCUUUUUCGACCUCGCAGUUCCAUCAUCGUCAUGCACAUCCCUAUGACGUCGCUUUCGUUUCUCUUCAACUGUAGGGGCCGCCUCUUCUGUGGGAGCGAUAUACACCUCUGCCCAUUCUGCCCGUCGUUUGAGUGUUGCUUCAGCUUG
Molecule: messenger RNA, 3432 nt
Organism: Suillus subaureus
Lineage: Eukaryota; Fungi; Basidiomycota; Agaricomycetes; Boletales; Suillaceae
Product: glycoside hydrolase family 3 protein
Exons: 12
Coding region: 487-3051 (854 amino acids)
Biological process (GO): glucan catabolic process
Molecular function (GO): beta-glucosidase activity
Source: RefSeq, a predicted model, not a curated record